Molecule: messenger RNA, 963 nt
Organism: Contarinia nasturtii (swede midge)
Lineage: Eukaryota; Metazoa; Arthropoda; Insecta; Diptera; Cecidomyiidae
Product: histone-lysine N-methyltransferase SETMAR-like
Exons: 2
Coding region: 1-963 (320 amino acids)
Molecular function (GO): nucleic acid binding
Source: RefSeq, a predicted model, not a curated record
AUGGAUAAAAUCGAAUAUCUUGCGGUGAUUAAGUUUCUGACAAAAGAAGGUGUGGCACCAAAAGAUAUCGAUGAUCGCUUGCGUGCAGUUUAUGGUGAACGUGCUCCAUCGUAUGCCACAGUAAAACUAUGGGCGAAACAAUUCAAGUGGGGCAGAGAGUCAUUAGAAGACGAUCCACGUUCUGGUAGACCAAUUGAAGCAACUGCUCCAGAUGUGGUGGAAAAAAUUGAACACCUUGUGCAUGAAAAUCCUCGAAUGAACAAGAAAGUGUUAGCAGCAAUGUUUGACGUGUCAGAGAAAACUUUGAACAAGUCUCAAAAAGAAGAACGAGUUGCUGCAGCACAUGAGUUUCUCGAGUUGUUGGAAUGGAAUGAAGGGGAUACUUUUGAUCGUAUAGUGACUGGCGAUGAAACAUGGAUCUACUACUAUGAUCCAGAGCUCAAAUCACAGACAAUGGAAUGGCACAAACGUGGUGAACCAGCAUCGAAAAUGCCACGCGAACAAAUUGCCACAAACAAAGUAAUGGCCUCUGUGUUCUGGAAUUCCAAAGGCAUAAUAUUGGUUGAAUUCCUCCCAAAGAACACCACAGUCACGGGCUAUUAUUAUGCACAACAGAUGCAUAGAUUGCGCAAAGCCAUCAGAGAAAAACGCCCUAGUCUUCUUUUGCAUGACAAUGCACCAGCUCACAAAUCAUUGCUUGCACAAGCUGCCAUCAGGGAAUGCGGCUUCGAACAACUUCACCAUCCAUCGUAUUCUCCAGAUCUGGCCCCCAGCGACUAUUUCCUGUUUCCAAACACUAAGAGAUAUCUCAAGGGAAAGCAGUACAAGACCGAAGAAGAGAUUUCAACCGAUAUUUUCAACGUAUGGGAGGACAAGAGUGCCGAAUGGUUUGAGGGGGGAAUUAAAGCAUUGAAGCAUCGUUAUGAAAGUGUCAUUCGUGUACAUAGAGACUACUUUGAAUAA